AUGUCUGGAAACAAGUCCGACCGGUCGCUCAGCCCAGCCGCCAUGAGUGAGGAAAGCCGUCGAGAUCUCCUGGCUCGCCAACAUAGGGCUCUCUACGGCAACGAAAGUCCCGCCUUCUUCUCUCCGGGGACGUUGGCGGAUGACAAUUCCCGACCUGAAAGCCAAGCAGGUGGCACCCCUUCCUCUACUGGGGUCCGAGGUCCGUCUCCCCGCAGCGUUGAUCCAUUCCCUCUUGCCCAAACUCCUGCUCAAGGUAGUACAGAUGGCAUUGCUCAGGCUGCUGCCAGCGCGUCAGCUCUUCAGUCUCCAUCUCGUGCGAACAGCACGUCCUCCCCUAGUUCUGGUAUCAACCCUGUAUUCGGCGGCAAGUACGAUGGUGCCGACCAGCCAGUGACCUCGACUUCCUCUCCUGGUGGAGUUGAUUCGCCGUCCUCGAGGCAAGCGACGUCGAAGCCAGCUGCGGGACUGAUUGGCUCUGUUGGCCCUAUUGGUUCUCGUCCGAUCCCACAACCGGGUCCAGCACAGGCUCCCAACCCAGCGCUGAACAAACGCUCCACCACUCCCCUACCAUCACCCUUGGGAUUUGGUUUCAGCUCAGGAGAAGGAGCCACAGCAGUUCCCAACAACGAGCGCUCAGCUUCGACCUCUUCCAACCCUACGAGCUCUACCUCCGCAGUGAACCCUGGUCCCAAGGAUUCCACUGGCGGUGUUGGACUCGGCUGGGGUAACGGAACCGGAGUCUGGGGCUCAAAGAAUGGAUUGGGUGUCCAAGCUUCUGUCUGGGGUUAA
Aspergillus tanneri is the source of this 789-nucleotide messenger RNA. RefSeq lists its product as uncharacterized. The record is from RefSeq and is a predicted model, not a curated record. NCBI's taxonomy places the organism in Eukaryota, Fungi, Ascomycota, Eurotiomycetes, Eurotiales, Aspergillaceae. The coding region runs from base 1 to 789 and encodes 262 amino acids. The transcript has a single exon.